AUGAGUCUUGAUGCACAAAAACUCGAUGGAAGCCAACGGCAACAGAUCAUGAUGUCCGUGCAGCAACAAUUGGCACUACAAAAUGCUCAGGAACUGCUUCAAAAAUUAUCUGAUAAAUGCUUCAAAGCUUGCGUUGCAAAACCCGGUAGUUCAUUAUCAAGUUCCGAACAGAAAUGUAUUACAUCAUGUUCCGAUCGUUAUAUGGAUGCAUGGAAUAUCGUCUCGCGAACUUAUGCUGAACGCAUAAAACGUGAACAAUUUGUAAAAAAGAAAAGAAUGCCAGUAGGACAGAAGAAAAAGGCGAAAUACAUCAAUGUGUUCAGCAAUGAAGGCAAAGAACGUACGACUGUUCGAUUGCCAGGGCGUAAUUCAUGUGAAUGUCAAGCAUCCAAACAUAAACUCAUCGGUAAUUGCCUUAAAUGUGGUCGAAUUGUUUGUGAGCAAGAAGGAUCUGGUCCGUGCUUUUUCUGUGGGAAUUUAGUUUGUACGAGAGAAGAACGCCAAUCGAUUCUAUCGGGCACACGUGAUGGAAAGAAACUCGAACAACAAUUAUUAGCGCGACAAGUUCCGAAUCAAGAUGCUUCGAAUUUAUCGAGUACAACUGAUCCAUCCUCGCAACUUUCGCUGAACGAUAUUGCGAAUGCAAUCGCAUUCAAAAAUAAACUGAUUGAAUUUGACCGAACGAGUGCACAACGAACGAAAGUUAUCGAUGAUGCAUCAGAUUAUUUUGACAGCAAUAAUAAAUGGUUGAGUACACAACAACGUGCGAAACUUGAAAAACUUCGAAAACAGAUGGACGAGAAGAAAGAUCCGAAAAACCGAAAGAUUACAAUUGAUUUUGCUGGACGAAGAAUAACGACCGAUAGUGGUGCAUCCAACGAUCGUUUUUACGACGAAGCACAAGCUGUUCAUGAAAAUGACCAGUAUGAACUAGAGAGUGAUCGCUCUCAGCAACAGCAACUUCCUAUUUGGGACGAGAACGAUGAUAAUGACCUAAUCAAUCAUAAUUUACCCGAAUCAUUAGAUGCUCCUCAAUGGGUCGAACAAAAAAGUUCUGAUCGAUCGACAUUAGCACCUAUUUCACAAACGACAAUCGAAGAUCGAGAUCGAGAACGUUUACGUAUUCAAGAUAAAGAACUAAUGCAGAUGGUUGAUGAUGGCAGAUGUCUCACAAUGCAUCAACCAUGGGCAUCUCUAUUAGUUCGUGGUAUUAAGAUGCAUGAAGGUCGAUCAUGGUACACAUCACAUCGUGGUCGAUUAUGGAUACACGCAGCUUCGAAAGAACCUGAUCCACAAACAGUUGCUGAAUUAGAAACGUUCUAUCGAUCGAGAAAUGACCGAGAACUUGAUUUUCCUACUGAUUACCCGACAUCUGUGCUGCUUGGAUGUGUUGACGUGAUUGAUUGUCUCGAUCGAGAAUCGUAUGAAGAACAGUAUCCGGGUGGCGAAUCGGAAUGUGAAUAUGUUUUUAUCUGUGAAAAUCCACAAGAAUUGAUGUUUAAACUACCGAUGCGAGGACAUCAGAAGAUUUAUAAAUUGGAUAGUCAGGCACAUCAAGCGGCGAAAAAGAUUCUUUUACGAAGAACUGAUUGA
Messenger RNA from Adineta ricciae, 1593 nucleotides. The record is from the annotation of a GenBank genome assembly. NCBI's taxonomy places the organism in Eukaryota, Metazoa, Rotifera, Eurotatoria, Adinetida, Adinetidae.